This is a messenger RNA of Oppiella nova, 1056 nucleotides long. NCBI's taxonomy places the organism in Eukaryota, Metazoa, Arthropoda, Arachnida, Sarcoptiformes, Oppiidae. The record is from the annotation of a GenBank genome assembly.
AUGCGUCAAUCGAUGGACAGGUUUGGCGACGACUUGUGUCAACUGAUUCUCAGUUAUCUGCCAUUUGAGGACCGGUUCCGCUAUGAAUGUGUGUCCAGACAGUGGCGACGGUUGAUAUUCCGGAGCCAACGGGUGCUGACACUGGAGUACAACUGGGCCUCGUUUUUCCUGCCGACCCUAAGGGAGGGACUGGUGUUUGCCACCAAUCGGUCUAUACUUAAGAAGUGUCAGCAGAUCACUGAGAUAUCGGUCAACCGGUUCGUCAACAACCGGGAUGUGGUGUUUCAGGUGAUCAACAAGUAUUGCCAUAACCUGUCGGCCAUUGAGUCCGACUUCGAUGGUAUGUCCGCCCGGACUGUCACCGCGUUUUGUCAUACAUUUGGCGCUCAACUCAAGAAAUUGACGUUUCAUUCAAACAAUGAGACAAAUCGGGAGGUGUUUCGCAGAUGUUUGCGAAGUAUACACGUCUUAAACAUUAGACCAUUCAAUGAUCUCUCGUUGCUUUUCACUGGUAAUGAGGUUUUGGUGCAUAAGUUACGGGAGAUUUGCUUCACGUAUAGCAACGAAGACUCGCAAAGAAUCGGAAUAUUCUGUGAGACAAACAAACAGACUCUGGAGUCGAUUGAAGUGACUUUUUCGGCCAAUUCAUUGACACCAAAGUCUAUCAACCAGUUGUUCAAAGGGCUGUCCAAACUGUCGGAACUCAAGGUACUGGUGAUCAGCUGCCAGUCGGAAGUGGACGACACGCUAGUCUGCAAAUGUCUGCAACUAUUGGCCGCUAAAUACGUGGAUUCAAAGUCAGCUAUGCUUACGAUCUAUGGUAUUCUCGAGAGUGGCCCGGCUGUUUUCUAUACAUCAGCGGAUGCGUGUAAUAGUGAGUUCACAUCGCUCAAAUGUCCCCUCACCAAAAGCAGUGAGAAUAUGCUGGAGAUUACACUACCGGUGCCCAAACUACACCAUCAAAUCACACCAAUGAACCUGGAUGUGUUGUUGUAUUUGCAGGACACUGAUGGCAAGAAUAUCACUUGUCAGAGGUUCCCGGCUAAGAUUCAGUGA